Camponotus floridanus (Florida carpenter ant) is the source of this 3862-nucleotide messenger RNA. RefSeq lists its product as uncharacterized. The coding region runs from base 278 to 3811 and encodes 1177 amino acids. The transcript has 21 exons. NCBI's taxonomy places the organism in Eukaryota, Metazoa, Arthropoda, Insecta, Hymenoptera, Formicidae. Gene Ontology annotation, molecular function: protein binding. The record is from RefSeq and is a predicted model, not a curated record.
UGUCGGUCUUUAAGUAUCUUAUAGAUGGUAGUAGUUGAAUCGAGGUCUCACUAAAGUGCUAACAUUCGACAAGGAAGAAAUUGUGAAGAACACGUGGUGAAGAAGAGUAGUUUUUCAUGUACUUUCAACUAUUUUUAUUAUCGUAUAAGUGAGUUUCGACUUGAUCUUCCGGCGAAGGAAAUAAUAAGAGCGUUCCAAAUAAGUUCUCUACGAGAGAAAAAGAAAAAGAAAAAGCAUUUUUUAUUUUUCCUUGCCGACACAAAAUCGCGUUACUAUCAUGUCGUUUUCGGGAAAGUUUUAUUCUCCGGAAGACAUAGAGAAGAGAAAUUCAGAAACAACUAACGAAAAAGAAGAUAUGCAGAAAUAUGAGAAGAGAAUCUUGCAGUGUAUUCUAGCGGAAAAAAUAAUUCCGAUGGAUCUUAAACAUUGGCCGUUCUUUCAUUUGCUAAAGCCGAAAUUUAUCUCACAAAUUCACAUGGUUAUGUUAUAUGGUAAGAUUGAAAAUUGUAAUAAUGCUAUAAUUGUGACGAAGGACAAAACUGUUUACAGUUUAAAUUAUAAUAAAGAUGAGCAUUCAAAGAUUGGUGACACACAUAUUGUUUUCCACUUAAAAAAGAUAGAAGAAUUGUGUGGGAAAAACAUAAAGACAUUUGUUCAUAGCUUUAGUUUUGUCCUAGCACUUACAGAAGAGGGAGAAAUUUAUUUUUGGGAGUUCAUGAAACGCGAAUCGAAUGAGAGAUUCGUCGCGUCACCUAUUCGUGUCUCUGGAUUUAGCACGAAACGUAUCGUGGACAUUGCAUGCGGCAAUCAUCAUUUUCUCGUUUUGACCAGCGAUGGAGAAGUAUAUGCUUGGGAAGACAAUAUUUAUGUGCACGAUAUUAGAGACAUUGCUAAUUUUGAUGGUAGUGUGAGACAAGUAAAUGGAUUGGAGAAGAAGAAUGUUGUCCGUAUCGCGUGUGGUUCAUGUUUUAGCAUAAUUGUAACUGACGAAAAUAAAUUAUACGGUUGGGGCGAUAAUCGAGGCGGUCAGAUUUCAAUCUUCCAAACGGAAAAAUACAUAUUCCCACGCGAAAUUAUCACAAUCUCGGAUAAAAUAGUUAAGGUCGUAUGCGGAUGCAUGCAUACGUUAGUGCUCACAAAUAAAGGAAACGUGUAUGCCUGGGGCAAUAAUUGUGUUGGACAAGUGGGCGUAAAUAAAGGCAGGAAACCCUUCGGUCCCAUCAUGGUGAACGUGCCUCAGAUGGGAAAGGUUUUGAAUAUUGACGCCUUUAAUGAUAUGAGCGUUGCGGUCGGCUAUGAUGGGACUAUCUAUGUAUGGGGUGUCUUUCAUUACAAUUAUUUUAUUUCUAUCCCCAUGCCCACGAAGUUUUCGAGGAUUUUUGAGGCGUUUGCGCACAGUCUGUGGAGAAGCAUGCAUAAGCCGUUAAUUAUGCAUGAUUCUUUACACACUGUGCGAGUUACGAAUAAUUACAAUUACAAGUAUAUUGAAGAAAUAUUAAAUAUAUUAGAAUCCCUAGGAGCAGCAUUUAAUGAUCCGUUGACGAGCGAUCUUACCAUACAAGUCAAAGGACAACCUAUUUACGUUCACAAGACAAUUCUUAAUAUUCGUUGCCAGUAUUUCAGAAACAUGUUUCACCAUGAUUGGUUGGUUGAAGAUGUUCAAAGUACAUCGGAUCCAUCACCAGUAUACACCAUAUCGGAUAAAUUUUCUUACAUCGUUUAUAAAGCCUUCUUGAAAUACUUGUACACCGGCACAAUCGAUUUACCUUUGAAGAACACAUUAGAGCUUAUGGAAUUGGCCCAGAUGUAUUGUGAAACCAAUCUUAAAAAAGAUUGCAGUCAGAUAAUAAAGCAAACCGUCACUGUGUCAAAUGUAGAAUUCUUGUAUAACAAAGCGAUCGCGUAUAAUGCUAAAGAACUCGAGGAGUUCUGCUCCCAGUUUGCUUUGCAUCACAAAACAGAUAAGAGAUUAUCGGAAGAUGAUAAUAAAUUAGAUAUGAGUAUUCAUUAUAAUAAAUUAGAUAUGAGUACUCAGGCUAAGUGUACACACAGAUCAGCGAUAGAAAAUGACAUUUCUAUCAUGCCGUCGACAUUCCAUUCCCCGAAUAAAAAUGUAGAGAAGAGAAAUUCAGAAACAACAACUAAAAAAAAUGAGAUGCAACAAUGUGAGAAGAGAAUUUUGCAAUGUGUUCUAAGGGAGAAGAUAAUUUCAGCAGAUUUUCAAAGUUGGCCAUUCUUUCAUUUCCUAAAGUCGGAAUUUAUCUCACAAAUUCACAUGGUUAUGGUAUAUAAUAUCGAAGUUAAUGUGACUAUAAUUGUGACGUUGGACAAAAAUGUCUAUAUCUUAUAUUAUAAAGAGGAAUAUGCAAAGACUGGUGACAUACACACUGCCCUCCCCUUAAAAAAGAUAGAAGAAUUGUGUGGAAAAAACAUAAAGACCUUUGCAUACAGUUAUAAUUUUAUCAUGGCGCUUACAGAAGAGGGAGAGGUUUAUUUCUGCGAAAUCGAAAAAGGUACCCUUUUCAUUCGUGGAAACAUAUCCUUUAUGCGAGUGGCCGACUUAAACGACGAGCGUAUCGUAGACAUCAGAUGCGGAUUUUAUAAUUGUCUCGCUCUGACUAGCCAUGGACAGGUGUAUGCUUGGGGAAAAUCUAUUAAUAAGCACAUUUAUAACGCAGAUUUUUUGAAUGGUAGUGUGAGGCAAGUAAAACAUGAAUUGGAGAAGAAGAAUAUCGUUCAUAUCGCAUGUGGUGAAAAAUUCAACAUGGCUGUAACUGACGAAAAUAAACUUUAUGGUUGGGGCAUGAACGAUAAAGGCCAGAUUUCAACCGUACCUUUGCAAGAACAAUACGUGCACCCACACGAAAUUACCACAUUCUCGGAUGAAAUAGUUAAAUUAGUUUGUGGAUAUCAGCAUACAUUGGUGCUAACAAGAAAUGGAAAGAUCUAUGCUUGGGGCAACAACAAUUUUGGACAAGUGGGUGUCAAUAAAAAUCGGAAACUCUCCAGUCCGACUGUGGUGAACGUCCCCGAGAUGGGAAAGGUUUUGGAUAUCGCUGCUUAUGGUAACUUGAGCGUAGCUGUCGGCAAUGAUAGGACUAUCUACAUGUGGGGUCAAUUUUAUUACAAUUAUUAUACUACUAUCCCGUUUCCUACGAAGUUUUCGAACAUUUAUGACGCGUUUGCGUACAGUUUGUGGAAAAUCAUGUACAAGCCAUUGAUUAUAUUUAAGAAUAAUUUCAAAUAUGUUGAAGAAGUAUUGAAUAUAUUGGAAUCCCUAAGAGCAAUAUUCGAUGACCCGUUGACGAAUGAUCUUACCAUACGAGUCGAAGGACGACCUAUUUAUGUUCACAAGGCUAUCCUUAAGAUUCGUAGUCAGUAUUUUAAAAACAUGUUUCAACAUGAUUGGACUGAAAAUAUUCAAAGUAUAUCGGAUUCAAUGUACACCGUAUCGGAUAAAUUUUCUUACGUCAUUUAUAAAGCCUUCUUGAAAUAUUUGUAUACCGGCAUAAUCGAUUUACCUGCGGAGAACGUAUUAGAACUCAUGGAAUUGGCCAACAUGUAUUGUGAAACCAAUCUUAUAAAAGAUUGCAGUCAGAUAAUAAAGAAAGUCAUCACUGUGUCAAAUGUAGCAUUCUUCUUCAAUAAGGCGAUCGAAUGCAAUGCUAAGGAACUCGAAGAAUUCUGCUUUCAGUUUGCUUUGCGUCACAUGGAAGCUGUAGUAGUAUCGGAAGAGUUUAUUAAAUUAGACACGAGUACAAAGGAUAAUUUUAUGCGUAGAGCAGCUAAAGGAAAUAUUUUCGGUAUAUGAUUCUUUCGACAAAAAUUUCGAACGAAAUCGCAGAUCGUUUUAAAUAAACAU